Messenger RNA from Erigeron canadensis, 991 nucleotides. Its product is annotated as tyrosine-protein phosphatase DSP3-like. Bases 114 to 716 code for a protein of 200 amino acids. Gene Ontology annotation, cellular component: cytoplasm. Lineage: Eukaryota; Viridiplantae; Streptophyta; Magnoliopsida; Asterales; Asteraceae. The transcript has 5 exons. The record is from RefSeq and is a predicted model, not a curated record. Gene Ontology annotation, molecular function: phosphatase activity. Gene Ontology annotation, biological process: protein dephosphorylation.
UUAACUCUAAACAAAUACAUAGUCAACGCAUACGAAUACAAAAAGUCAAAGAUCUGAACAUCAAUUUCAAUUAUAGCCUUCUAAAAGAGUAAUUGAUCUUUGUGAUCGUCAUAAUGAUCGACCGACCAGAAAAACCACGCAACCAUCCUCCGAUCAACUUCGCCACCGUGGAAGAUGGAAUUUAUAGAUCCGGAUUUCCUGAACCUGCCAACUUCCCUUUUCUCCAAACCCUAAACCUCAAAUCUGUCAUAUUUUUGUGCAAAGAAUCAUACCCAAAAGAGAAUUUGGAAAUUUUGAAUUCGCAUAAUAUUAACCUCUUUCAAUUUGGUAUCGAUGGCCAUGAGAAAGCGCACAUUCCCAAGCGUAUCAUAUCAGAAGCUCUGAAGGUUUUAAUUGAUGACAGAAAUCAUCCUGUUUUGAUACAUUGCAAAUGUGGAAAACAUCGAACUUUGUGUCUUGUUGGCUGCUUAAGGAAGCUUCAGAAUUGGUCUUUGCCUUCGGUUUUGGAGGAAUACAAGCUUUCUGCAGGCGAAAAAUCGAGAGAAAUUGAUUUCAAAUUUCUAGAGAUGUAUGACGUUACUUUUGUAAGGCAGUAUCUUCAUAGCAUCAUUUACCAGUAUCAUGGAUAUGGUUCCAAGAAGAGACGUCUGAUGUACCAGAAGAUGUUCAACAUUAACCAAAAAUCAGUUCUGUUUAGACCUAAUCAUCGUUCUUAAAACAGACUUAUCUUGCGUUCAUUGUGUUUUUAAUCUUUUUUAGCCCAUCAAGAUUUUUGCCUUCCUCUUCUCUAUGACAUUGUAUAGCGUUGAUGAAAUUUUUUUUGUCAAAAACCUUGAUUAUUGGGUUUUUUUUUACCUGGUUAGGGUCUGUAAAUUAAUACUCCAUGUCCGUCAAACAUUUGAUCCUGUAAUUCUAUAACAUUCUGAUGUAUAGCUCCUGCAUUGUUGGAAUAGUGGAAGUAAUGAAAUCAUAAAGCCACGUUAUGUUCGUA